AUGGGCGCCGCCCAGGAGGCGUUGCUUUUCGGCAAGCCGGUCCUCUGCCUGCCGAUGCUCGCCGACCAGGAGGACGUCGCUAGGAGGGUUAUCGAUGCCGGCGCCGGGCUCGGGCUGUCCGGCCUCCCCACCGGGAACAUCAGCUCCGGAGACAUCCGGGAGGCGGCCGCGGACAUCGUCUCAGACCCCUCCUAUGGCGGAAGUGCCGCUGUACUGUCUGGCGUGUUGAGGCGAGCCGGCGGCACUCUGCGAGCGGCGGAUGUUGUCGAGGGGACUCUACAGCUAGGCGGGAGUUCCUACUUGCAUCCCCCAGAGCUCCGAGGACCGUGGCACGAGGCCUCUGGCACCGAUGCGUACGUGUUCCUCUUGGCCGGCCUGGUCCUGAUGGCAGUCCUUGGGUACGCCUUGUUUGCGGCGCUCUGCUACGGCGCGCUUCUCUUGCUGCGCUUCUCGGCGAGGAUGGCGGUGCGCUGCGUCCGCAUGCUGUUCGGCCUCCCGCGGCGAUUCCCUCGUGUCGGCAGCGGCGGCGGCACCGUGGCGGGGGGGCGGCAGAUGGGAUGGUGGUGCGAGUGGUGGCGGCGGGGCAACCCGAGGGGUUCGACCCCGAACGGCGGCAAGAAGAACAGCGACAACGGCGUGCUGCUGUCGCCGGAGAAGGCGGCGGCGGCGAUGGCGGCUGCCGCCGAGGCGGAGGCCGCGGUGGCGAAGAUGAUGGCGGCGGCAGCGGCAGCCGGCGGCGGCGGCGACGGCAGCGGCGGCGGCGGCGACGGCAGCGGCGGCGGCGGCGGCGGCCUUUGGGACGAAGCGCUCAUGACGCUCUUGGGAGGUCCGGGACCACCGGACCCGUUCCCGGAGGACUCGUUGCCGGAGCUCGACGGGCCGGCGGUGGUCAGGCAGCACGCGCCGGGGGCGGGUGGUCGCAACGGUGGCAACGGCAGGGGCGACCGUGCCGUCGCCAGCGGCGGCGCCGGGGGCGGGAACGGCCACCUCAGGUCGCUCUCCGGGGAGCUCGUCAUGUGGCCGACGGCCCCGAACGACGGCCGGACGUUUGAUUUCCGCGGGUGGAGCACCGGUGCCGCCAACGGCGGGAGCUACGGCAACGGCAACGGCAACGGCAACGACGUGGCGCCGCACCACCUGAAGCGGUGGGAUUGA
Messenger RNA from Ectocarpus siliculosus, 1155 nucleotides. NCBI's taxonomy places the organism in Eukaryota, Phaeophyceae, Ectocarpales, Ectocarpaceae. The record is from the annotation of a GenBank genome assembly.